Messenger RNA from Cucurbitaria berberidis CBS 394.84, 785 nucleotides. Its product is annotated as putative 60S ribosomal protein L22. Gene Ontology annotation, cellular component: ribosome. Gene Ontology annotation, biological process: cytoplasmic translation. The record is from RefSeq and is a predicted model, not a curated record. The transcript has 3 exons. Gene Ontology annotation, molecular function: structural constituent of ribosome; RNA binding. NCBI's taxonomy places the organism in Eukaryota, Fungi, Ascomycota, Dothideomycetes, Pleosporales, Cucurbitariaceae. The coding region runs from base 81 to 455 and encodes 124 amino acids.
ACGACACUCACCCUCAAUUCUUCCCACACACGCCCUGCGCAGGAUAUCCACUUCUUUGCGCUCUCAUACACACCAUUAAAAUGGCUCCCACAACCAAGAAAUCCGCCAAGGGCCAGAAAGUCACCAAGAAGUUCAUCAUCAACUGCUCGCAGCCCGUCAACGACAAGAUCUUCGACAUCCAGGCCUUCGAGAAGUUCCUCCACGACCGCAUCAAGGUUGAGGGACGUACCGGCAACCUCGGCGAGACCAUUCAGAUCUCGCAGCAGGGUGAUGGCAAGAUCGAGGUCAUUGCGCACCAGGAGUUCUCUGGUCGCUACUUGAAGUACCUCACCAAGAAGUUCCUCAAGAAGCAGCAGCUCCGUGACUGGCUCCGCGUCGUCUCGACCUCCAAGGGCGUCUACGAGCUCCGCUUCUUCAACGUUGUCAACGACGAGGCCGACGAGGAUGACGAGUAGAUGUACCCUUAUGACGCCGACAUGACUUGCAUGGAAAAGGUUGGAGAAUGGGAUACGGGCGGUGUUUAAUAUGGCAUAUAGCACAAUCUGAAUGAAUUGAUGCAUUGCCUUAUACAUAUCGUAUCGAAACUGCAACUUGGUGAGACACCGCGUAGGAUUUGCCAUGUGGUGAAUUUUCUACAAGUAUGAUUUGCAGGCUGAAUCGUUCAUGAUCUACCAAAGUGCAAGACGUGCGAGGCCCAUGACGAUGUACUUGCGUAGAAGUACUGUAGCUGAUUAAUGAUAAGGGGAACUGGAGAAUUCCCGGGUGGGGUGCCGUGAGUUAGAAGA